CCCGUGGUGCCUUGCGCGGCUGAGGAGGUGGCUGACGGAGGCCUCAUGGCGGAGACUGAGGCGACGAGCGCGUCUCUGGUGGCGGCCGUGCUGGAGGCCGUGCAGGGCUCCUCGGGCCGCCUGGAGAAGGAGGGACUCGGCGGGCGCAUCUCCCGCCUCUCCGAUCGAGUGGAGGAGCUCAAGGGUGAGGUUUGCUGCAUGAUCAACGAGCGAUACAUGGAGUUCCUGCCCAGCUUGCAGAAUGCCAAAGAACUGGAGUCGGAAGCAGCGGAACUAUCCAACAGCAUUGAUCAGUUGAAAGCUAUAAUCGAAACAGAGGUGCAGCAGGACCUGAACGUGGCCAUCGCGGAAUUCACAGAGCUGAAACAACAGCUGGAGAGAGACACCCUCAUCCUGAGUGUGCUGAAACAGCUGCAGGAGUUUGAUUGUGCCCUGCAGCAGUCCCUGGCCAUGUUGCCGGAGAAGAAGUACGUCCCUGCAGCCCGUCACUUGAAAAAGGCUCAGAGGCGUCUGAAACUGAUGGAGUCCCGUCGGGGCUUUGAGCUGAAGAUUCUGAAAACGCUUCGCGUCGAACUCGUGACGCAAACCGAGAACCUCCUCAGUGUUUUGGGAGAGGAGUGGAAGCAGCUGGUCGUUUGGAAACUUCCUCAGUCAAAAGAACCUGGCAGCCUGGAGUCAGCCUUGCAGACGGAGUUGCGCCUGCGCAGAGCUCUCACCGGGGAAGACACGGGGAUCGGUCCAUCUGCUGCAUCAGUGCUGCGGGGAUUUGCGAUCUUGGGCGAGCUCCACUACAAGUUUAAGGUCUUUGGCCAGCACCUGCUGAGUUACAUCCUGAAGCCGUUGGUGUGUCAUGCGUCGUUGCAGCUCGUGCUGAAGGAACAGUCUGAUGCCGUCACGCUGCAGUUGCAGUCCGUGGGCUCUCCCCCAGGCCCCCCGCCCCCCACGGAGGUGUUCAUGAAGCUCCGGCUGGUGCUCGAGGCUCUUCAUAAGCACCUGUUGGCCGAUCCCGCCGACCCGAAUGCGGAAGGCACCGAGGGCGACGCCGGUCCCGUCUUGGCGGAGGCACUGGGCCAGGUGAUUUGGAAGGAGCUCUCUGACUGCCUCACGUCCCACUGCUUAGUGCACUCGAUCCCAAACAGCAGCAGCAAACUGGGGCAGUACGUCGAGGUUAUUCACGCCACGGAGCAGUUCGAGCAAGCCUUGAAGGACAUGCGGUUGUUAAAGGAGGAGUCCACCGACUUGCUCACGUACGCCCGCAACGUCAAUCGUCACUUCGCCAAUAAGAAGUGCCAGGAUGUGAUAACGACUGCGAGACGUUUGAUGAUGGCGGAGAUACACAACACUGUCAAGGUCACCCCCGAGUCCUCGGUGGCACUGCCCAAGCUACCUGAGCCUGCAGCGGGCGACCCUUCCAGCAAGCUGGUGCCGUUCAAGGCGCUUCCUGUCCCAGGGGGGGAGCUGGAGACCAAAGCCCAGCUCAGCCCCCACACCCUUUCCUUCCCCGCCUGCUGCAUCAGCGAAUCUGUCCAGGACCUGGUGGCGCUGGCUUACCAGACGCUCGAGGAGGCCUCGGCCAGCACCGAACAGUACAACACCCAGCUCUUCUACUUGGUGCGGGACAUCUUCUACAUGUUCUGGGACGUCGUACCGAUGUAUCAUAAGGAAAAACUUCAGAAGCUCCCCCAGCUGGCUGCCAUCCACCACAAUAACUGCCUGUACAUCGCCCACCAUCUCAUGACCCUGGGCCACCAGUUCCAGAGGUGCCUCAGCAGCUGCCUGUGUGGCGGGACGCCCACCUUUGUCGACCUGGUGCCGGUCUUCAGGAGGCUUGGCACAGAAUGUUUCCUAGCCCAGAUGCAAGUGCAAAAGGGAGAGCUCCUGGAGAGACUGUUGAGCGCCAGGAAUUUCUCCACCGUCGACGAUGAGGAGAGCUACGCUGCAGCAAACAAAGCUGUGCGGCAGGUCCUGCAUCAGUUGAAGAGACUCGGCAAGAUCUGGCAGGGCAUCCUUCCCGUGAAUGUGUACUGCAGGGCCAUGGGGACUCUGCUCAACACUGCCCUGGCAGAGCUCAUUCACAGGAUCCUCAUGCUAGAGGAUAUCUCUGCCGAGAGCGCGGACAGGCUGUACGCGCUUUGCCAGAUGGUAGUGGUGGAAGGGCCCCAGGUGUUUGCGCCUCUGCCCGAAGAAAAGCAGAACAGGCGCUUCCAAGAAGAAGUCCCACUCUACGUCCCCAAGUGGAUGACGUUCAAGGAGCUCAUGUUGGUGUUGCAGGCCAGUCUCCAAGAGAUAAUGGACCGGUGGGCGGACAGCAAAGGACCCCUCGCUGCUGAGUUCUCCCCGAGUGAGGUGAAGAAUCUCAUCCGAGCCUUGUUCCAGAACACAGAGCGGAGGGCCGCUGCCCUGGCAAAGAUCAAGUAGCUUCAGCCUCACUUCUGUUCCUGAAAAUGUCUUCCAGGAAGGGCGGCGGUCAGCCCUGGGACACAACCCCCCUCUCCCCCCACACACACACACACUGGAAGACCUCUUCUGGCUUUGUGUGCAGGUACUUCCUGGAGACCCAAAGAAAGUGGGAGUGUCCUCGUCUCAUGCAGUUCUGGGGGCGUAGCGGCAACUGCCUCCCCGUGUCGUCGUCCCCCCCCCCCCCCCCCCCGAUAGGUGCCUGACAAUACAGGAUUUGCUACUUGGAAGGGAAAUCUGACUUUUAUUUUAACCCCUGUUUUAAUUCCUGGACUUCAGAAGUCUUUGUAGAUCUUCCUGAUGCUUUUAUUUCCUUCUUUGGGUAUUUGGGGGACCGCUUUGGGUCCAGGAGGACUUUGGGCCCCGUGAGCUGCCUCUGCCGGCGGGCGGGGUGGUGGUGGUGCGGCUCUGGCAUCCUUUGGUCGAGGGUCCUGACAGACAAGCAUCUAUGCAGCUUCUUUCAAGGGGAUGCACCCGUUGCAUUCCGUACCUCAUCUCUCUCUCUCCCUUGCACCUGGCUUCUAGAGCCCCCCGAGACUUGAAAACCCCCUCGAACGGCCUUCUGAAGGCUCCUGAAGUGCCAAAUGGUCAAAGUUUACCAGCUGCUUCCGGGUGGCAGCUUUGCUUCCCAUCAGGGCCGGGUCGUUCAUCCCAAAGCGGCCCCGACUGCUGUCCCUUCUCAGCUUUAACCUGUUGCCUCAGGCAGGAGCCCCCAUCCCCUGCCCCUCCCUCCAAACCAGCCCCCAAACGCUUUGUGAACCAAACACGAGACCAGCUCUGGUUUGUUAUAAGGGGACUCUUGUUCUUUGGGAAUACAGAGGGCGCUAUUUAUAUAAUAAAAACAAAAGUCGUGUGGCACCUUAAA
Messenger RNA from Heteronotia binoei (common prickly gecko), 3322 nucleotides. It is a transcript of the gene ZW10, whose product is annotated as zw10 kinetochore protein. The transcript is spliced from 16 exons. The coding region runs from base 46 to 2418 and encodes 790 amino acids. Gene Ontology annotation, biological process: mitotic cell cycle; endoplasmic reticulum to Golgi vesicle-mediated transport; mitotic spindle assembly checkpoint signaling. The record is from RefSeq and is a predicted model, not a curated record. Lineage: Eukaryota; Metazoa; Chordata; Lepidosauria; Squamata; Gekkonidae. Gene Ontology annotation, cellular component: nucleus; RZZ complex; chromosome, centromeric region.